This is a messenger RNA of Brenthis ino (lesser marbled fritillary), 627 nucleotides long. NCBI's taxonomy places the organism in Eukaryota, Metazoa, Arthropoda, Insecta, Lepidoptera, Nymphalidae. The record is from the annotation of a GenBank genome assembly.
AUGAAUAGUGCAAUGGGAUUGUAUAAAUAUUUAAUUGAAGACACAAAAAUGUUGCAAUACAUUCCAUUAUAUAAAAUCAGCCAAGAUCAUGUUGAGCUUUUCUUCUCCGCUGUUAGAGCAAAAGGGGGCUACAAUAACAAUCCGAAUGCAAUCCAAUUUCGUGCGGCUUAUAAAAAAUUACUUGUUAGAGCAGAGAUCAGGGAUGGUGGUGUUGGAAAUUGUAUUCCAUUAGAACAAGUGAAUAUACUGAAUUGCUCUAGGACAAAUCCAAUUUUAGCUAUAAAUGACUUGAGUGAUAGAAAAAGUUUUUUAGAAAUACCAGAAGAUCACAGUGACUUAUAUGAUGCAUACAUGGAAUGCAUUAUGAAUAAAGAGAUUGAUGAUUAUACUGAUAGGGUCCUAGAAUAUAUAUCUGGAUUUGUGUGUAAAAAAUUAAUGCGUACAUUAAUAUGUGAUAUAUGUGUAUCGUUAUUGAUUGGAGAGCCAGAUAGCAGUAGCCUGAUUUAUGUAAAAUCAAGAGGAGGCCUUAAAUAUACUUCGUCUAGUGUCACAAACAUAAUUAAAAAAACUGAUAAAAUAAUUAAGACGCAACUAAAAAAAGCAUCUAAACCGGAGCUAUACUAUCUU